CCUGAAGUAGAGCAUCUCGUUGUUCCCUUCACCGGUUUCCUUCGAGUGUUAGCUAGUCUGAAGUUGUGAAGAAAGUCAGCCUAUCAAGGUAGCGCAGUGCACCGAAGUUUUCCCUGGCUCUAUCGACUUUUCAAUACUUCAACUGCCACCUGGGAUUGCUUUCUCCCUCUUCCUUUCUCUACUCCAUCACGCAUUUCCAUCGUUUCCCUCUUCGCUCUUUGCCUCACCACAAGGUUCAAGUCGCUCGUCAAGGCUUCUCCCUUGCCAUCACUGACUCGUCUCGCUUCGAGUAUCACGGACAUAGACGUUGCUGUCAAAGAUGGCGGCCAUUUCCUUUCUGGCUUUUCUUCUGUGUGGUCCCUUGGCCCAGGCUUUGCCGGCCACCAUCGGCCAUGGCACCCACGGUGCCAACAUCGCUUCUCACUCCCUCAAGGUCGACGUGAAGACAAACCCCAAGUUCAUGCCUAAUGGCGUGGCUGCGUAUGCCCAUGCGCUCAAGAAAUGGAGCUCCAAGGGCCCUGGUGAGCUGGCUCAGAGCCUUGCGGCCAUGGGUGGAAUUGGCGAUGCCGGGGCCACUAGCGCCAGAGGCGAUCGCGAGUUCCUUAGCCUUGUCGGCUUUGGCACGCCGGCCCAGUACCUGGAUGUCUAUGUGGACACCGGCUCUGCGGAUGUUUGGGUCUACUCGUCCCUGACAAAGCCCGAGCAAGUUGGUAAUCAUUCUACUUGGGUGAUUCAACAGUCCACGACGGCGACUCCGGUUGAGAAUGGCACUUGGACAGUCCAGUACUCCGACGGCAGCGCCGCCUACGGUCAGGUCUUCACCGACUCUAUCACCCUGGGCGACUUGACCAUCGACAAGGCAACUAUUGAAGCCGCUGUUUCCGUCUCGGACGAGUUCAUCUUGGAUGACGCCAUCGACGGGCUCUUCGGCCUUGCCUACAACCUCCCCAACCGGGCGUCACCCGAGCAACCCACGGUGAUGUCGGCGAUGUUGCCCCAGCUGUCCAAGCCUCUCUUCACCGCCGACCUACGCCACAACUCCUCCAAUGGCGCCUACACCUUCGGCUACAUCGACGGCAGCCGAUUCCUCUCCGACGCCGGCGAGCACGUGUUCUUCACCCCGCUGACGGCCAACUCCCAGUUCUGGCAGUUCGACUUCACCGGCCUGUACGUCGGCGGCACCAGCUCGGUGUUCAACAGCAGCUGGAGCGCCAUCGCCGACACGGGCACGUCGCUGAUGCUGCUCCACAGCGACCUGGCCAAGCUGUACUACGACGCCGUGCCCGGCGCCCAGUACAACGUCACCACGAGCAGCGGCGGCGGCGGCCUCUGGACCUACCCGUGCCAGACGCUGCCGGCGCUGCCCGACUUCGAGAUCAGCUUCGCCAGCGGCUUUGCCGCCACCGUGCCGGGUCGGUACCUGAACUACUCGGUGUUCCCGUUCGCCGAGGGGAUGUGCGUGGGCGGCCUGCAGGUGAUGCCCGACGAGGACGAGCAGAUCCUCGGUGCCGUCUUCUUGAAGUCGGUCUAUGCCGUGUUUGAUGCCGGUCAGGCACAGAUUGGGUUUGCUAAGAAGGCGCUGGACUGAGUUGAGAGACUUGGAGAGAGAGGGUUUGCGUCUUGGAGUGGAGGAUUUGUGAUGAGUACCAGGUGGGUGAGCGUCCAUUAUCCCAUAUGGAUUUGAUAUCUGCUCUUAUGCUUCGUGGAGGCCAUAUUCGGCUAUAAAGAGGUGGUUACAUUAGCACACUUUCUUAAUGGAAUCGGAGCUGAGUGGACACGAUCAGAUCCUGCUGCUCGUUGUUAUGUGCUCGUUGCUGUGUCGUUUUAAGGGAGUCGAUUUCACGUGUCGUUGUGCCGGCUAAUCGAAGCGGACAUAAUCUAGCAUAUGUGAUGAUGGUGCUCUGAAGUGCAGCAGCUUAGGUUGGAUAGGUAGUA
Chaetomium strumarium is the source of this 1935-nucleotide messenger RNA. RefSeq names its product aspartic peptidase domain-containing protein. The transcript is spliced from 4 exons. Bases 320 to 1588 code for a protein of 422 amino acids. Lineage: Eukaryota; Fungi; Ascomycota; Sordariomycetes; Sordariales; Chaetomiaceae. Gene Ontology annotation, biological process: proteolysis. The record is from RefSeq and is a predicted model, not a curated record. Gene Ontology annotation, molecular function: aspartic-type endopeptidase activity.